Myotis myotis is the source of this 4442-nucleotide messenger RNA. It is a transcript of the gene LGR6, whose product is annotated as leucine rich repeat containing G protein-coupled receptor 6. The coding region runs from base 190 to 3090 and encodes 966 amino acids. The transcript has 18 exons. Lineage: Eukaryota; Metazoa; Chordata; Mammalia; Chiroptera; Vespertilionidae. The record is from RefSeq and is a predicted model, not a curated record. Gene Ontology annotation, molecular function: protein binding.
UGGAGGAGCGCACUAGGCAAUGCCCGCGCCGCGCUGACUGCACGGUCCCCGCGCGCCCGCCCGCCCGGAGCAGAGCCCGCGGGCGCCCCCGCCUCGCGCCCCGGCGGUGACGGCGCAGCGCCCUCCUGGCUGCGUCCCCGGUGCGCCCCGCCGCCCGCCGCCAGGUGCCAGCCCGCCGCCGCCGCCGCGAUGCCCUGCGCGCCAGGGCUGCGCACGCCGUGGCUGCGGCUGUGCGCUCUGCUCUGCGCCGUCCCGUGCGCCCCGCAGCCCGGCUCCGGCCCCGAGCCCGCCGCCUGCCCGGCCCCCUGCCGCUGCCGCGAGGACGGCGUCAUGCUGGCGGCGGACUGCUCGGAGCUGGGGCUCUCCACGGUGCCCCCGGACCUGGCCCCGCUGACCGCCUACCUAGACCUGAGCAUGAACAACCUCACGGAGCUGCAGCCCGGCCGCUUCCACCGCCUGCGCUUCCUGGAGGAGCUGCGUCUCUCAGGGAACCACCUGUCACACAUCCCGGGAGGAGCGUUCUCCGGCCUCCACAGCCUGAAAAUCCUGAUGCUGCAGAACAACCAGCUGGGAGGGAUCCCGGCCGAGGCGCUGAGGCAGCUGCCGAGCCUGCAGUCUCUGCGCCUCGAUGCCAACCUCAUCUCCCUGGUCCCCGAGAGGAGCUUCGAGGGACUGUCCUGCCUCCGCCACCUGUGGCUGGACGACAACGCGCUGGCCGAGGUCCCGGUCAGGGCCCUCAACAACCUCCCCGCCCUGCAGGCCAUGACCCUGGCCCUCAACCGUAUCCGCCACGUCCCCGACUACGCCUUCCAGAACCUGAGCAGCCUGGUGGUGCUGCAUCUUCAUAACAACCGAAUCCAGCGUCUGGGGACCCACAGCUUCGAGGGCCUGCACAGCCUGGAGACGCUGGACCUGAACCACAACGACCUGCGGGAGUUCCCUGUGGCCAUCCGGACCCUGGGCCGGCUGCAGGAGCUGGGUUUCCAUAACAACAACAUCAAGGCCAUCCCAGAGAACGCCUUCAUGGGGAACCCCCUGCUGCAGACCAUACACUUCUAUGACAACCCAAUCCAGUCCGUGGGGAGGUCCGCAUUCCAGGACCUGCCGAAGCUGCACACGCUGUCCCUGAAUGGAGCCACAGACAUUCAGGAGUUCCCAGACCUCAAAGGCACCACGAGCCUGGAGACCCUGACCCUGACCCGCGCAGGCAUCCGGCGGCUCCCGCCUGGGAUGUGCCAGCAGCUGCCCAGGCUCCGCGUCCUGGAACUGUCUCAUAACCGGAUCGAGGAGCUGCCCAGCCUGCACAGGUGUCAGAAGCUGGAGGAGAUAGGCCUCCAGCACAACCGCAUCUGGGAAGUCAGAGCCGACACCUUCAGCCAGCUGAGCUCCCUGCGGGCCCUGGACCUGAGCUGGAACGCCAUCCGGUCCAUCCACCCCGAGGCCUUCGCCACCCUGCGCUCGCUGGUCAAGCUGGACCUGACGGACAACCAGCUGACCACACUGCCCCUGGCUGGGCUCGGGGGCCUGAAGCAUCUCAAGCUCAGAGGGAACCCAGCUCUGUCCCAGGCCUUCUCCAAGGACAGUUUCCCAAAGCUGAGGAUCCUGGAGGUGCCGUACGCCUACCAGUGCUGUGCCUACGGCGUCUGUGCCGGCUUCUUCAAGGCCUCGGGGCAGUGGGGAGCGGACGUCCUUCACCUCGAGGAUGAGGAGACGCCCAAGGGGCCGCUGGGCCUUCUUGCCGGACAAGCCGAGAGCCACUAUGACCUGGACCUGGACGAGAUGGAGGACACGAAGCCACACCCCCGUGUGCAGUGCAGCCCCGUUCCAGGCCCCUUCAAGCCCUGCGAGCACCUCUUUGAGAGCUGGGGCGUCCGCCUGGCCGUGUGGGCCAUCGUCCUGCUGUCCCUGCUCUGCAACGGGCUGGUGCUGCUCAGCGUCUUCGCGGGCGGUCCUGGCCCGCUGCCCCCGGUCAAGUUCGUGGUCGGGGCCCUCGCCGGCGCCAAUGCCUUGACUGGCAUCUCCUGGGGCCUCCUGGCCUCCGUGGACGCCCUGACCUUCGGCCGGUUCGCCGCCUACGGGGCCCGCUGGGAGUCGGGGCCGGGCUGCCGGGUCACGGGCUUCCUGGCCGUGCUGGGGUCCGAGGCCGCGGUGCUGCUGUUGACUCUGGCCGCCGUGCAGAGCAGCGCCGCGGUGGCCUGCGUCCGGGCCCAGGGGAAGGCGCCCGCCCCGGGGGGCGGCGUGCGGGCAGGGGCGCUGGGCUGCCUGGCGCUGGCGGGGCUGACCGCGGCCCUGCCCCUGGCCUCGGUGGGCGAGUACGGGGCCUCCCCGCUCUGCCUGCCCUACGCCCCGCCUGAGGGCCGGCCGGCCGCCCUGGGCUUUGCCGUGGCCCUGGUGAUGCUGAACUCCCUCUGCUUCCUGGUGGUGACGGGCGCCUACAUCCGGUUGUACUGCGCCCUGCCGCGGGGCGAGCCCGAGGCCGCGUGGGACGGUGCCCUGGGGCGGCACGUGGCCCGGCUCAUCCUCGCCGACGGGCUGCUGCACUGCCCGGUCGCCUUCCUCAGCGUGGCCUCCGCGCUCGGCCUGGCCCCCGUCACCCCCGAGGCCGUCAAGUCCGUGCUGCUGCUGGUGCUGCCGCUGCCCGCCUGCCUCAACCCCCUGCUCUACCUGCUCCUCACCCCGCACUCCCGCGAGGACCUGGGGCGCCUCUGGCCCUGCGCGGGCGCCGCCCCGGGCGCCCUGGCCUCCGCCUCGGCCGGUCACCUGGAGAAGAGUUCCUGCGACUCCACGCAGGCCCUGGUGGCCUUCUCCGACGUGGAUCUCGUUCUGGAAGCUUCCGAGGCUGGGCGGCCGCCAGGGCCGGAGACCUAUGGCUUCCUCACGGGCACCCUCGUCUCCUGCCCACAGCCAGAGAGCCCCAGGCCGGAGGGCAGCCACUUGGUUGAGCCAGAGGGAACCAACUUUGGGAAUGAGCAACCCCCCAUGGACAGAGAGCUGCUGCUGAAGGCAGAGCGGGCCGCACCUGGUGGCGGGGGCGUGGCGGGGGGCAGGGGCAUCCAGCCCUCAGGCUCAGCCUUUGCCCCCCACGUAUAAAUGGCGCCCCAUCUUGUCUCCGCCUCCUCCUUUCCUCCCCUCCGUGAAUGGUGGCUGUUUGUAAAAUAAAUUCAGCCCGGAUGCAGCUGCGUGGCCUGCGGGAGGGUGGCCCAGGCCCUGGCUCGCUGGCCUCCUGUGGCCGUCACCAGCGUGUGCUGGUUUCCUUCGGGCCUCUUCCCGGCCACACCGGAGGCUGUGGAGCGAGAUCUGGAAGUCGGGGUGCUGAGCAGGCCCCGGGUCUGGGCCCUGAUGGAGGAAGGAAGGUCUAUGAGGGACCACAGAAGCAGCUGGGCAUCUCCCCCGUGGCUCUCGGAUUGGACCCAACCCGUGUUCUGUGUCUCUCGAACCUGACGUGUGCCGUGACGACGCGUGCGGGAAGACGUGACACGUGGCGUCCCUCCUCGGAGGGUAACCGGCGGGUCGGGCGGUGCAGGCUCUGCCGACGGCGUCUCCCCGGUCCCCACGUGGCUUGACAACGGGUUCUGUUGGCCUGGUUGGUUUUCGUGGAAUAGCUGACCGCGUCCCAGAGGAUCCGCACCUGUGCCUCCCAGGGCCCCGUCUCCGCCCCGCCUGAUGGCCCCGCAGGAUGGCGGCUCCACAGGACGCCACCGUCCGUGAGGGCCCUGGCCCAAGGCGCCUGAAUCUGGUGCUGAUGUGAAGACUGUGGAUGGAUGGGGGCUGCAGCUCCCUGACCUCCUUCCAGGAAGAAUGAAAGGCCUACCAGGUGUACCGGUUAGUAAUGCGGAUUGGCCCUUUACCGGUUAGUAAUGCGGGUUUUGUCAUCAAAGAAAACACGGUAAUUUCAAGAGAAACAUCAAAAGUGCUUUGUUCAAAGUCAUGUCCAUCGCUGGCUACACGUUUCCCCCGUCUUUCGGGUCAUUUGUGGAGACCGCCCCAGUAGAACUUUUCUUGUUUUGAGGCAGACCAUUCAGAGACCCAAUUGUCCACUUCUUCGCACGUUUUGAAGGCCUGCUCAGGAAGUGCGGGUGCCGUCGGUCGGAACGAGUGGUCACCUGAGGGAGCAAUGCAGCCACAUAGCACACACAUCAAAUCGCAUACAUAUCCACAUGUGUGUAACCCCCUCUAUUGAGAAAAACCCGCAUUAUUCACCGGUGCACCUAGCAAGGAUUGGAGGCGGGGCUGAGGAGCCUGAGUGACAGAUGCCCGGGGUCCCCCCCAUCCCUCCUGGCUCACCUCUAACUACCUCUGCUCUGGGGCGGCCACGCCUCCCCCCAGCACCCCCGUCACUCACUCCUGGUUCCAGCCCCACUCCCCAGCCGCUGUGUGAAGUGUGAGAAUGGCCACGAUGUAAAUACUCGGGCUCUUCUGUACAAUAAAGCCCAGUGACGUGC